AUGGAGAAUCCCUCUAAAGAACCUGCUGACAACCGAUAUGUCGAGGCAUUCAACUGGAUUACUGCUAGAACCUCUUUACGUCCAAAAAUAGGAGUUGUCUGUGGCAGCGGACUUGGCAAAUUCGCUGAUACUUUAGACGAAGCCCAAGCUUUCGAAUACAAAAACAUUCCCCAUUUCCCCCUUUCAACUGUUCCUGGACACAAGGGAAGACUUGUUUUUGGAAAGAUCCGCGGAAAGGAAGUUGUUUGUAUGCAAGGACGGUUUCAUCUUUAUGAAGGUUAUCCUGCCAAUGCUUGUGCUUUCCCUAUUCGACUAUUCAAACUCCUGGGAGUCGAAAAAUUAGCGCUUACAAAUGCAGCGGGAGGACUCAACCCUUAUUACAAAAUGGGCGAUUUCAUGAUCGUGAAGGACCAUAUCAACCUUCCAGGUUUGGUCGGACUGCAUCCUACGCUUGGGGAAACAGAUCUAUUUUGGGGCCCUCGUUUUACGAAUAUGUUUAAUUGUUACGACGCCGAGUUACGAAAAUCGGCAAAAGAAAUAGCAACUGAAAUCGGAGAGGAUAGAAUUCAAGAAGGCGUUUACCAAUGCAUCACAGGCCCUUCUUAUGAAACAGUAGCUGAAAUGAAGAUGGCUCAAAGCUACGGAGUAGAUGCUCUCGGGAUGAGUACUGUUUACGAAGUUACUGCAGCCAGACAGUGCGGACUGAAAUGCAUGGCUAUCUCUUUAAUUACGAAUGAAUGUAAACCAAACUACGAGGAAGUAAAUGAGGUGAGCCACGAAGAAGUUGUGGAAAUCGCGGACAAGGAGGGUUCGAAAAUGAUAAAUUAG
Oikopleura dioica is the source of this 828-nucleotide messenger RNA. NCBI's taxonomy places the organism in Eukaryota, Metazoa, Chordata, Appendicularia, Copelata, Oikopleuridae. The record is from the annotation of a GenBank genome assembly.